Molecule: messenger RNA, 2808 nt
Organism: Tigriopus californicus
Lineage: Eukaryota; Metazoa; Arthropoda; Copepoda; Harpacticoida; Harpacticidae
Product: 2-oxoadipate dehydrogenase complex component E1-like
Biological process (GO): tricarboxylic acid cycle
Molecular function (GO): thiamine pyrophosphate binding; oxoglutarate dehydrogenase (succinyl-transferring) activity
Source: RefSeq, a predicted model, not a curated record
UCCAUCUCCCAACAUUGAAAUAUACUCUCAGAAACAGGUUCUUCAGAGCUGCCCCAAGGCAACCGAAAAAAACUUGAAUGUAACCACAACAAGUGUUCCAGCAUUGGAGGAUUUGGACAGACAAGUGAAGUAUGGCCGUCCUCAGCUCUUGAUCCGAGAUGAUGUUACCACUGCUCAACCGCGUUCGGGGCUCCAACCCGCGGAUCCUCCAAUCCAAGUCCUCGCCUUUAAUAUGGACGGGUCGUGCUGCAUAUCAAAGUCAUCAAGGCAUUUUUGGCUGCCAACCCAAGGCUCUUCAGAAACGAUUGGCAGAUCUCAAAAACGAAGUCAAAAUCGAUUUCGACGCCCGAAACCGAAACAGCAACGGAUACAGAUUGAUCGAAUCGUUUCGAAGGAGCGGUCAUAUUCACGCACAAAUCAAUCCAGUGUCCUUUAGGGAACAGUCCAGGCCUUCAGAUCAGCCUGAUUUGAGUUUGGAACGCUUUGGUUUACAAUCUGAAGACACUAUACCUACUGGUGGUCUGAUUCAGAGCAAAAGCCCCGAGCUUCGUGCCAGUGAUCUUCAGGCGUUCUUGGAAACCGUCUAUUGCGGUCCAAUCGCCGUUGAGUUCGAGUCCGUGGAGUGCGAGCAUGAAAGGGAAUGGUUGUACCGAACGACGGAGAAGCUCCAUCAGACUGAGAUUGAACCACAGACGAAGAAGAACUUGGCCAUCGACAUGCUUCGCUCUCAGAAUUUCGACAAUUUCAUGGCCACCAAAUUCUCCAAUGUCAAGCGUUACGGAGGAGAAGGAGCCGAGUCAAUGAUGGGCAUUUAUAGCGAGCUCAUUUCCUCCGCCGGCGAAAAUGGUGUGAAAGAAAUCGUUAUCGGCAUGGCUCAUCGAGGACGACUUAACGUUAUGACUGGUCUCUUUAAUUAUCCACCCGUGGCCAUGUUCCGUAAGAUGAGGGGCUUACCAGAAUUUCCACCCGAGCAACAAGGCGCUGGAGAUGUGCUCUCUCAUCUAACCAGCUCGGUGGACUUGCCAACCAAAAAUGGCUCCCAAGUUCACGUCACCAUGCUUCCCAAUCCAUCGCAUUUGGAGGCCGUUAAUCCUGUGGCUUGUGGCAAAGUGAGAGCCCGACAUUUGACCCAAAACGUGGGUGAAUACUCGUCCAUCUCUGGGGAGGGCGAGCUCAUGGGCGAGAGCAUUCUUUGUCUUCAAGUCCAUGGCGAUGCUGCCCUGAUUGGACAAGGGAUCAACCAAGAAACCCUCCAGAUGUCACAAGUGCCGCACUUCUCUAAUGGGGGUUCCAUUCAUGUAGUGAUCAACAAUCAAGUCGGUUUCACGACUCCAGGAGAUCGAGGUCGAACCUCGAGGUAUUGCUCGGAUUUGGCCAAACAAAUAGGCGCUCCAGUCAUUCAUGUUAAUGGAGAUCGACCCGAGGAAGUUAUUAAAGCCACCAGGUUGGCUCUGGCCUAUCAGAGGAGGUACAGGAAAGAUGUAUUUUUGGACCUAAGCUGCUAUCGCCGUCAUGGUCACAAUGAGUUGGAUGAUCCGACCUUUACAAACCCGUUACUUUAUAAGACAAUACAUGCCACCAAAACCAUUCCAGACCAAUACGCUGAUCAGCUUGUUGCGGCAGGUGUUAUGAGUAAAGACGAGGUCUCCCAAUCCCUCGCUGAGCACAAUGCUCUUUGCACCGAGCAUUACCAGAUGAUCGAUAGUUACGAGGCCAAAAUGGAGACACUCAAAGGAGAUUGGUCGGCUAUGGAACAACCUCCGAGUGCCGUCACCCAAUGGGACACUGGACUUCCUCUGGAUGUUCUUAAAUACAUCGGGGCCCAAUCCAUCAAGGUCCCCGAGGAAUUUAACUUGCACCCCCAUUUGAAGAAGAUCCACGUGGACGCGAGAAUGAAGAAACUAGAAUCGGGGUCCGUUAUUGAUUGGGGCACCGCCGAGUGUUUAGCCGUUGGAUCGCUCUUGUACCAAGGGUUCAAUGUCAGGUUCAGUGGACAGGAUGUGGGGCGUGCCACUUUUGCUCAUCGUCAUGCCAUGCUGGUUGAUCAGGAUUCGAAUGAAAUGUUCAUUCCCUUCAAUGAGAUGAAGCGUCAAAAUGACGAUUGUGGUCAACUGGAAAUGGCGAAUAGCCCUUUGUCAGAGGAAGCCGUCUUGGGCUUUGAGUAUGGGAUGUCUGUCGAGAACCCCAAGAAUUUGAUCAUCUGGGAGGCUCAGUUUGGGGACUUUUUCAACGGAGCUCAAAUCAUUCUGGACACCUACGUCUCUUGCGGAGAGUCCAAGUGGGGUCUUCAGUCGUCCUUGACCCUGCUUUUACCUCAUGGUAUGGAUGGAGCUGGACCCGAACACUCCUCCUGCCGAAUGGAGCGCUUCCUCCAGAUGACCGACUCCAAGGAAUCAGAUGGAGCCGAUGGAGAUGACGUCAAUUGGCACGUGGUCAAUCCGACAACCUCGGCGCAAUACUUUCAUCUUCUGCGGAGACAAAUGAUUCGGAACUUCCGAAAACCGUUGGUGGUGGUGGGUCCCAAAGUCCUUCUGCGUCUUCCGGCGGCCAGCUCCAAUUUGUCAGAGAUGAAAUCAGGCACCUCCUUCCAAACCGUUCUGCCAGACCCUCGUUUAGAAGGUCUCGGUGGUAGUGCCUUCGAUAAGAUCAAGAGGGUCGUUUUCGUGUCUGGCAAGCAUUACUAUGCCUUGGCCAGACACGCUGAUGAGAAGUCAGUGAAUGACAUUGCGUUUGUCAGAGUGGAACAAUUGUGUCCAUUCCCUACCCAAGAACUGCAAGAAGAGCUGAAGAAGUUCAAGAACGCCAAAC